Messenger RNA from Rubroshorea leprosula, 818 nucleotides. The record is from the annotation of a GenBank genome assembly. Lineage: Eukaryota; Viridiplantae; Streptophyta; Magnoliopsida; Malvales; Dipterocarpaceae.
GGAGAAUGCGUCCCGCAAUGGAAAGUUGCGAUUCUUCCAUUCUCCACAUGCUUUUCCUUGGAAUUCGGCUCACUCGUAUAAUUAUAAUAACACCCGUUUUUCUUGGGGCUUUUGGUUCUCUUUUGAAUCUACAACAACUGGUUGCGUAAUUUCAACAAACAGUUAGUAUUCAUCCAAAAGGAAAGAAGAAAAUGGUCUCUUUGCUUCUUUGGCAGCGGAAAGCUUCAGCCUUUGGGAUUUCUCGCAUCCUUCAAGUAGGAGAAGCUGAAACUUGGAAAGCAAGAAAGGCCUAUAAUAGUAGAGAGGCUAAAGAGUUUAGGUUCAUUAUUAUUGGUAUUGGGUCUUUGUCGCUUUUAUUUGGGCUUUUCAGUGCUUGUGUUGUGACAUUGUGAUGUCUAUCUUAUAUGUAUAUUUUUAUCUGGGCUUUUCAGUGCUUGUGUUGGCAUAUAUUCCAAGAUCAAUACUUUAGGUCAUUCUUAAACAUGUGGUUUAACAGAAAGUUCAGCACCUUCAUCCUAUUCUUCCUGAAGCACAAAUGAAGCAAUGGUAAGUGAGAUGAUCUGCCUUGCAUGAAUCCUCUUCCAUUUUCUGUAGCCAUUUCAAUGCCUCCUCUUCUCUCGAAUGUGCACAAGCAGAAGCAAUCAUGGCAUUAUAUGCCCAUCCUUUUGCUUUAUAUUUUGCUUUUCCGUGUCCUCAAAUAUUUUACGUGCAUCAUGAAGUCUAUCUGCCUUGCUCAGGAUGGAAAUCAAUAAACCAUAAAUGAAUUGUCUGGUAAACAACCAUCACUCUUUAUCUUCUCAUAAACCUCCAAUGCUUGA